Messenger RNA from Jatropha curcas, 1673 nucleotides. The record is from RefSeq and is a predicted model, not a curated record. Lineage: Eukaryota; Viridiplantae; Streptophyta; Magnoliopsida; Malpighiales; Euphorbiaceae.
UGAAAGCAUAAGCCACAUUUUCAGUUAUUUUCCUUUAUAAAUACUAGGCAACCUUAGGCAAGAUUACAGCAGCAUUAACAAUUCUCUAUUCCAGAACAUGGAUUUCUCUUCUCCCAUCCAGAUUAUUCUAUAUUCUCUUGCUUUACUGUUUCUCUGUGCUUUAUGGAGGAAAAUAACCAAAAAAACCACCAAAACCAAGAAAUUUAAAGUCCCUGAACCAUCAGGGUCAUGGCCAUUAAUUGGUCAUCUUCAUCUUCUAACCGGCCAAAAACCAGCGUGUAAGAUCCUCGCAUCCAUUGCUGAUGAAUCAGGUCCUUUUUACUCCCUCAGGCUAGGUUUUAACCGAAUACUGGUCGUUAGCAGUUGGGAAUUUGCCAAAGAAUGUUUUACCAAAAACGACAGAGUUUUAGCAACCAGAGCAAGCAUAGCAGCAGGGAAAUACAUGGGUUAUAACAAUGCUGUUUUCUCGUUAGCCCCCUACGGACAAUACUGGAGGGAUAUCAGAAAACUCGCGACUCUUCAGCUUCUCUCGAACUCGAACAAUCGCCUUGAAGCCCUUAAACAUGUUCGAUUUUCGGAAAUUGAUUUGUUCUUGAAAGAAUUAUAUGAUUUGUAUUCUCAAAAUCAUAAUCAAAAGGUGAUAAUAAGCAAGUUAUUGGAGCGAUUGACGUUUAAUAUAAUCUUAAGAAUGAUAGUUGGUAAAAGAUUUUGCAGUAAAAGUUACAGCGAAGAGAACAGCGAGCCAUGGCGGUAUAAAAAGGCUAUAGAAGAAGCUACUUAUCUGUUUGGGAGUGCUGUUCUGUCUGAUGCAAUUCCAUGGCUAGAAUGGAUUGAUUAUAAAGGGUACAUCAAUAGAAUGAAGAAAACUGGUAAAGAACUUGUAAAGAACUUUGAUGAUGGUUGGAAAAUGCCUGGACCAAUAACAGGAAUACGUGAAGCCAUGGAAGAUUGUGACAUUAAUGGCUAUUAUAUCCCUAAAGGCACUCGUCUGAUCGUUAACAUAUGGAAAUUACAGAGAGAUCCUCGAGUUUGGAAUAAUCCUGACGAGUUUUUACCGGAAAGAUUUCUUACAACUCAUUCUGAUAUUGAUCUUAGAGGUCAGAAUUUUGAAUUUAUUCCUUUUAGUUCAGGAAGAAGGGCUUGCCCGGCUAUUAAUUUUGGGUUGCAAGUCGUUCAUAUUUGACGCUUGCCAGGUUAAUUGCAGGGUUUUGAUUUAUCAAGAAUAUGGAAAUGACGGCCUGUGGAGGGUUUUGAUUUAUCAAGAAUUGGAAAUGAGCCUGUGGAUAUGAAGGAAGGACCGGGACUUUCUUUGCCAAAGGUUAAUCCUGUAGAAGUUAUCCUCAAACCUAGGCUUGAUUUGGAGUUAUAUCAGUGUCUUUAGUUAGUUAAUUUCAAAUAUAUAUAUAUAUUAAUCCAUAUUUAUAUCCGGUAGGGUCACAAAGACAGUAAAGCAUUUCCUACUAAGUUUAAAAGGUACUUCAUAUCUAGGGUUCGAACUUCAUGAAGGAGAAACUAUUGCCAUCUAUCUAUUUCACGUAUUGAUAGUUGUAAUAUCAGUGUCUUUAUAAUUAAGCAAUCUAGACAAGUCAAGUCAAUUAAUAUAUGUGUGUCUCUUUAUAUAUGUUUAUGGUUAUAAUAAAAAUAAAACGGAAAUAUUUCCUUUUUUUUCUUUA